AGUCAAAAAAGUGACAGAAAAAUAGCUUUUCAAAUAUGUCAGAUACAGAAGCUGAAGCUGAAAAUCUUCCUGAUGACGAAGCCGGCACUGGUGAAGAUGAAAGUGAAUGGACUGAAGAAGCAGCUGAUACCCGAAGUGUAUACGAUCCUGAUCAAUUUCUCUCUGGUCCUACUAUCAGCGAAGAUGGAACGCUAAACUUGGAUAUUUUAGAAUUUGACUUUUCCUUUGGCUACGACUGUCAAAAAUAUUUUAAUUUGACAGUUUUAGAUGAAAAUACCAUCAUAUUUUCGUCAGGAAAUUUUAUUAAUUUUUUCGAUGUAACAACUAGAGUCAUUACCUUUAGAAGAAGUGCUUUGGGAGGUGGAAUAGGACAUAUAAGGAAAAAUCCAAAUCCAGAAUUUUCUCAUUUUGCUGUAGCUGAGUGUGGACAGGUACCUAUAAUAAUAAUUUACAACUGGCCCACAUUGGAAAUUAUAUGUGUAUUGAAAGGUGGAGCUGAAAGAACUUAUACCAACGUCGAUUUCAAUCCUGAUGGAGAUUUAAUGGUUUCACAAAGCGGUGAUCCUGACUAUCUGAUCACCGUUUGGGAUUGGCAAAAUCAUACUAUUUUACUCAGAACUAAGUCUUAUGGUAAUGAUGUAUAUAGAGUAAAAUUUUCACCAUAUAUACCAGGACAAAUAACCACAUGCGGAGUGGCGCAUAUCAAGUUUUGGAAAAUGGCAUCGACAUUUACAGGUUUAAAACUUAAAGGAGAAAUUGGACGCUUUGGAAAAACAGAAUAUUCCGAUAUUCUAGGUGUCUUACCUAUGCCGGAUUCAAAAGUAGUGUCAGGAUGUGAUUGGGGGAAUAUUUUGCUAUGGGACGAUGGCCUCAUAACAUUUGAGGUCUUUAGAUCAUUACGCAGAAAAUGUCACGAGCAACCCAUUGUUCAAUUUCACUACUUUGAUAGAGAAUUAUGGAGCGUAUCAAUGGACGGACAUGUAAAAGUUUGGUGGUUUGAACAGAUCGAUCAAGCUGAUCCACCAGAUGAUGACAGAGUUAUUCUUGUUGACCCUACUUAUGACUUUUAUACUCCCGGUGUAAAACUAAUGGCCAUUGAAAAAAGGCGGCCUACUGAUCAAAUGGAUACCUUUUGGUAUGCUCAGGAUGGCAACGGCGGACUAUGGUUAAUAGACCUUAAUACAGAGAAAGAGCCCCAACCCGCUGAGCAGCUGUACUCCUGUCACGGAGGUAAAGUGGUCAGUAUAGCUGCCUGUCCUUUCGGUCCAUAUCUUGCCAGUUUGGGAGAAGCUGGACAAUUAUUUCUGUUUGACUAUUUAAAUAAGACCAGGAUAUAUCGUUACAAAUUCCCUUCCUAUGCGGUUUGCAUGCUAUGGAUACCUCUAGAUAUAGAUCCAACUGGCGAAAUUAUUCUGACAGGUUUCGAGGAUGGCCAAAUAAGAGUAUGCUGUUUAAAAAUUCCAAAAGAAUCGGAAAAUUUGAAAAAGAACAUAUCGCUGACGAUUUCGCAGAUAAUAAAACCUCAUAAUAGAAAACUUACUGCAAUGUCUAUAAAUAAGCAAGGUUCAUUGUUAGUAACAACUGGAGAAGAUAGUACCAUUUUCGUUUUUAAAGUUAAUACGGAGAUUCAUAGUAAAUAUUUAACACCAAUCGGAUUCAUUCCAACGACAGACAUUGUUUCUUGUAUAACCUGGCAUUACGAAUAUGAAAAUAUAGUAUUGGUAGGCUGUAUUCACGGCCAAAUGAUGGAAAUUCAAUUACCAGAAGAAGAACAACCGUAUACUGAUAUUUCGUUUAGACUAUUUCUUGAUGUACAACUCAAUUGUUUUAAAACCUACAAAUCGCAGAUAAAGAGAGACAUUAAGAUUAAAGAAAUCGAAGAAAGGAAAGCGAAAAAAGUAGCCAAAAAACGUGAACAUAUGGAACAAGUUAAGAAAGAUAAUCCGGGAUUGGAGAUUGACGAAGAGGCAUUUCUAGCCGAUUCUGAAAGUGAAGAAGAGUUGGAACCGCUUUUUAUUCCAGAAGUGCCAAACAGAAUAAUUUGGUUAAAAUACACAGAUAAAAAAAACAUAUGGCUUUCUAUGGGAGGUUACGAUGCCGGAUAUAUUUAUGAAUAUCGCAUUAACCAGAAAGAAUUAGUGCCUCUUAGAUUUCGUCUUAUUGAUGGCGCUGAAGAGAUGGAAAUAAGUACAUAUCUUUAUACACAUCAAAAAGACUACCUUAUAUUUGCAAUGCAGGAUGGAUCAAUCAGAAUUAACAAAACAUCCACUGAAGACUACACGGAUCUAUCUGAUUAUUUCAAAUUAUCAAUGCAUGAUAAUCAAAACGGCUUCAUACCGAAAUUAUGUUUCAGCUACGAUGAAAAAUACCUUUUUAGUUGUGGCUAUGAUGGAAACCUAUUUUCUUAUAAAUUUCAGCCAAAAGAUUACACGUACCCUUCUCAGCGACACAGAAGAUACAGGGCAGAACAUACAUGUGCUAAAGUCGAUGAUACUAAAUCGGAUCAAAAAUUAAGUUUGGAGGAAACGAAAAUAAAAGCUGAGAACGACAAAAUCCAAAAAUUGGCCAAUGAACAUAAACAAAGCAUUAGAGAAAUAUUAAAAACGUUAAAAGAGAGAUACAAGAAGUUAUUACAACGAAACGCCCAUCUCUUACCUAGUCAGAUUAUUCCCCAUGCUGAUUUGGAACCUGACGAAAGAGUUGCUGAAUACGUAGAUCAAUCUUUCAUUGAUAAAAUUGAUAUCGUAAAUAGAAAGUUGGCAUACGAUGUUGAAAAGUCUAAAAUUCAAGUCACGAAACUACGAAAUUACUUCACAGAUCCAUGUGACAGACACACUAACUUAGUUCAAGGAAUAAAUAAACCUGGUUGUGCUAUAAUGACAGUAAGGCAACGAAAAAUGCCUCCUAUAUUCUAUGCAAUGUAUGACGUAAUAGAACAGAAGAAGAUAGAAGAUGAAGGCAAAGGACGGCCUCCUGAACGUAUUCAAACAGUUCAAAAAUCUACAACUCGGAUAGUAGAAAAAACAGAAUCGCCACUGGAAUUUUUCUUGUUAAGUCUAUCCCCGUCGAUAAUACAGCACAAACUUGGACCCAAACUAAAAAGAGUUCUUGACAAGUACCGAAAAAGAAGAAAUAAAUGGCAGGAGCGCACGACGGAGUGGGAACAUUUUAUGGCCAAAAAACCAAUACCUGGGAAAAAUCAUCCAGACGAUGAGAAAUUUCUGGCCGAAGCAAAAAUAUCUUUUGGUGACUAUAAAUUGAAAGAAAGCCCAGACUACAAAGUGAACGAUGAAGAUCGGGAAACAACAGUCAAACAUUACAGGAAGCUAUUGGACACAAGAGGCAAGCAAUAUAAUUUAAGACAUAACUUCAUCGAAGAGGUAUUUAAAAUACGAGACUAUAAAUAUGAACUAAUUGAAAAGCUUAAAGAAGAACAGAAAGAAUUAUUCCUUAUAAAUGAAGAAUUACCUAAAGAGUUAUGGAAAGUAGAUCCCCCGAUUCCAAAAUAUGAUCCGAAUGAGUUCCCCGAAGAGAAACUAAUACCAAAAAUAGUUUUACCGGUGUCUGAGAUGGAAACAGAAGAUUCCGAUAUAGUUAAGGAAGUGUUUGUUGAGUGUCCAACCGGAGAUGAAUUAGAAAAACAAACAUUGCAACGCAAAGGUGAUAUUAAAUACGAAAAUGGAGUAUUUUCCAGCAAUAUUCCAUGUGAAGAAGUUUUUAAAUGUAUGGACUUAACUUUUAAUGAAUUGGCUAAUAUUCCUGAAGACGUAGAAACUCCAUUUGAAUCUUACUCAAAAGUUCAGCGAUUAAAUAGACAGUUGUUUAAUCAGACACUUAAAGUACUCCAGAUGGAAGAGAUGAUAAAUGAUUUUAACAACUGGAUAUAUAUGGCACGGAAGGAACGGUUACCCAUUCUCAUUGGUGGCAAUUUCAUAGAUAUCUACAUGGUUUGUGUGAAUGAGGAGCUCCAAAUUUUGAAAAAUUCUGAAGCAGAAGAAUUUAAGCUUUUAGAGAUCGUUAAUAACAAAUUGAGUGAAUUGCAUGACAUGGAGGACAUUUUGGAUACUAUGAAAGCAAAGAAAGAGGGCUGUGAAAAAAAAAUUGAAAAUUUAAAAUCUGACGAAUUAAAAAUACACGAAAGGUUUAAAAUGGCCGCUGAAAAUAACAAAUUCUUCGAUUUUUUGAAAAAGGUAUUCAGAAAGAAAUAUCGACCUCCCAAGAUGAAAACAGAUGAUGAACAAACUUCAUCCUCAUCAUCUUCAAGUUCUGAGGAAUCUGAUUAUGAAGAAGACGAAGGUAGCAUCGAUUCACGCGACUUUGGCUUUAUGAAGCAAGAUAUUAACGUAUGUCCUAAGGGAUGUGAACCAGCUCUAUUUAAUUUAACAGUAGAACUAAGGACCACAAGACAUGAAAUUGAACAAACCGAAAGAGAAGAAGUUACAUUAAUGGAAAUAACCAAAAAGAAUAUUGAUAUACAGAAUAAAAAAAUGGCAAAAGUACGUGUGGAGUACCAAGAAUGUGUAAACACAUUGGAGGAAUUUCGAAGAGAAAAACAAAAGAAACUGAAUAAUGUAAGAUGUACAGUUGUUCUGCAUAUUGACCAAAUUUAUGGCUUUAAUCCCGAAUCGAGUGACAUAUCUGACUUUUUGGUAUUUCCCAAAUCAAAACUUACAAGUUUAUAUAACAGAGUUGGAUUAUUACAGUCGGAAGCUUUAGAUGAACAAAGUAAACAUGACACAUAUUUAACACAUUUAAUGCGUCUACAUAAGGACUUAAUAUACAUGAAACGAAAAGUGAGCCAUUUGAAGAUGGAAAUAGUUAGUCUUUUGAAGGAAAAGUUUGGAAAAGUUGUGGACAUAAAUGAACUUGAAAGAGCAAUAUUGCAACGAUCAUUUCAAAAAAAUUACGUCAACGAGUUAGAGGAAGUUUUAUUGAAGAAAAUGGUUUACGAUUUAAGAAUUAAAAUGACUGACGUCAAAGGGUUAUACAUAGAUGAACUCGAGCAUUGGCAGAGAAAAAUUGUACAGUGCCAAAUAGACCUGGCCAAGGAGUUGAAAGAAAAUACUAAGCGUUUGGAGCUAUUAACAGUAAUGAAUAAAGAGAAAAAAGAACUGGCAAAAUUUGUUGAUUCUCAGCAAAGGAAAAAAGAAAAACUUCAAUAUAUUGAAACUAUACAUAAAGAUUUUAUGAAGGAUAUGAAAAAACUAGAAGAGAUUGCAGCAGAUCAGCAACGAACAUUACAAGAUCUUAGAGAAGAAAUAAAAUUAUUGAAAACCAAAGGAAUGGCACAGGAGGUGUUAAAACGUAAAGAAACAAUAAAAGAACGAGAAAGGACGACUGGUAAACCAGUUUCAAAAACCGAAGAGGAAGAAAUAAAACAAUGGAUUCAGUAUGAUGAGUAUGUCAGUGAACAAGAGACAGAGGACGAGGAAGACAAAGAACAAAUUAAAAAACGUAUAAGUAUACCGGGCUAUUAUUCGACGCAAGCCGAAGAUAUUAUUACUGAGUUGGUAGAAAACCUAAUGCAGGAUGUUGGAGACAGUCUAAAGCAGAGAAGUACCCAUAUAAUGGUUCAGAAUAUUUUAACUGGAAUGAUGAAGUGCAUUAGUAUUCAAGACAUUAUUGGACAAAUACUCGAUAAUAUUCCUAUUGAGCUAGAUGAAAAACAACGCCAAAGUGUUGGCGAUAGUGCAGAAAAGCUAUUUAUUUUGCAAGAGCCAGUGACCAGCGAAGAGCGUAUAAUGAAUUGUGUAAAAGAAAUUCUUGAUGAAACAAUAAGCGAAGUCCUAUGUCAUGAUCCACAUUAUUUAAUACCUACCAUAAUAGAGAGACUAUUAGACGCACUCCCAAUAGAAAUAAUUUCUAGCGAAAAAAUAAUGGCUGAAAUAGUUUUGCAAAUCAAGGAAUCUAUACAAGAUAUACCAUUAGAUAAACAAGAAUUUAGUAAAUCACUGGAUAGAUUACCAAGCGCUGAGAAAAAUGAAAUUUUAGAUGUUGUUAAUUUCAUCAUAGAACAAGUUUAUGGUACUGGAAUAGAUUACUUAUACGUUAUACCUAAAAAAUAGACUGUUUUUUUAAUAAUAUACAUUAAUAAAGAAUUAAGUAUAUAACCAGAGCAGAGAGAAUAUAUUACUCUUCACAGACGACAUUCAAGAAAUGACAGGAGAAUUAAUAUACAGCGUUCAGGUAUUGAAGACGACAAUCAGUUUGGGCGUGACGUAACAACCUAGAGUUGUUUGUUCUUGUUCCAUUAUAUUAAAAUUAUAUUCCUUUAUUUUAGAACGCUGA
Sitophilus oryzae (rice weevil) is the source of this 6288-nucleotide messenger RNA. RefSeq names its product cilia- and flagella-associated protein 44. Lineage: Eukaryota; Metazoa; Arthropoda; Insecta; Coleoptera; Curculionidae. Gene Ontology annotation, molecular function: protein binding. The record is from RefSeq and is a predicted model, not a curated record. The transcript is spliced from 35 exons. Bases 36 to 6065 code for a protein of 2009 amino acids.